Messenger RNA from Lasiodiplodia theobromae, 1296 nucleotides. Its product is annotated as S-adenosylmethionine-dependent methyltransferase. NCBI's taxonomy places the organism in Eukaryota, Fungi, Ascomycota, Dothideomycetes, Botryosphaeriales, Botryosphaeriaceae. The record is from RefSeq and is a predicted model, not a curated record. The transcript has a single exon. Bases 1 to 1296 code for a protein of 431 amino acids.
AUGAGCUAUCCAGGUCACUGCCUACCUCCCACCAGCAGCCUGCCUCCUGUACGGUCGCUGCACACACUCAGCGAGCAGCAAAUCUCAUCGGCCUUGGGCAACCUGCACUAUAUCUACUGCCCGCUUCGCCUGCCCCGAGCGUUCAAACCCCAUGGGGAGCCGAAGAGACUACUGAGCGUCCCACCCACGCCUGCCGAUUCUGGUUACGCCUCAAACAACGAGGACGACGACGAAGAAGAUGCCCUCGCCAGCCUCCGUGCGGAUGCGUUCGAGCGCAACUUCACGGUGCGCUGGCUGACGGCCUUCAUCGCGCGGGCCGAAGAGCUGGACUCGAUUGACGAAGAUACGCGGAUGAAGCUAAUUGACGAGGCUGCCUUUGUGCUCGCCUCCUUCAAUGACGACGUGAAAGAGGACGACGAUGCGGACGACGGCAUCACUCGCAACUUCUCGUUUUCCUUGGCUCCUCUCCCGGCCCCCGCGCCGAGCGAGAUCGAAGUGCGCCUGAACGACGCUCCGCUCUCCGGCACCGAUCACACCGACGUCGGCCUGCAGAGCUGGGGCGCUUCCAUCGUCCUUUCCGACAUGAUGUGCGCCUCGCCCGCGCGCUUCGGCCUGGAGCCGUCCCAGCUCGGCCCUUCGCCCACCAUCGUCGAGCUGGGAGCAGGGACCGGCCUGGUCAGCCUCAUGCUCGCGAAACUGCUGCCGCACCUCUACGCCGGACAGCAACAAUCGACGCCGACCAUCGUCGCCACCGACUACCACCCGGCCGUGCUGGAGAACCUCAAGGCCAACAUAGCCACAAACUUCCCAGCUUCUUCGUCCCCUUCCUCCCGGUCCUCCUCCCCCUCCUCCUCCUCCUCUCAACUAAACGACGACGAGACGCCCGCGCCGGUGCAGACCCGCCUCCUCGACUGGUCCGACCCCUCGCCAGCGCUCUCGCAGGCGCCCCUCGACGUGCCCGCCCGCCUCCUCGUCGCCGCCGACGUCGUCUACGCGCCCGAGCACGCCGUGUGGCUGCGCGACUGCGCCGGCCGCAUGCUGGACUGCUCCUCGGCCGGCAGCAGCGUCUUCUGGCUCAUCGCCACCGCGCGCCCCAAGUCCAACCGCUUCGCCCCGCUCGUCGACACGGUCGAGGCCGCCUUCGCCGACCCCGACGCGUGUCCGCGGUCCGCCGACGGCGGCGGCAGCGGGGCGAGGAGGCUGGGUAUCUUGGGCGUCGAGAGGCUGGAGAAGAGGAGCGGCGUGGGGCGGGGGGAUGAGGGGUAUUAUAAGUUGUAUAGGAUUGGGUGGAUGUAG